Molecule: messenger RNA, 2200 nt
Organism: Coregonus sp. 'balchen'
Lineage: Eukaryota; Metazoa; Chordata; Actinopteri; Salmoniformes; Salmonidae
Source: the annotation of a GenBank genome assembly
AUGACGCUGAGUACAAGAAACUGUUCAUGUUUGAGAGGGUCCACCAUGGGGAGGACCUGCACAUGCCCAUCACCAUCAUCUGGGGGUCACCCCCGUGGACAACUGGGACCCCCUCAACCCUAAGCAUAAAGGCAAGCUUAUGCUGGACAUCACCUUCAACAUCGCCAGCCCAGCCUCCCAGCUGUGGAUCCUCAACUUCUGCCAGAGGCUAAGGAACCAGAGCUUUGUGUUCCAGUCGGAGGGGCAGGACUUCACCAGCUGCUUCAUUGAGACCUUUAAGCAGUGGAUGAGAACCGGGACUGUGAAGAGUCCUCGGUCUACCCUUGCUGCAGCCAGUCAACAUUCCCCUACAAGCAGGACAUCUUUGAGUUGUGCAUCAAGAGGGCCAUCAUGGAGCUGGACCGCAGCACCAGCUUCCACCUGGACAGUAAGACCCCCGGGCCUCGCUUCGACAUCAACGACACCAUCCGGGCCAUUGUCCUGGAGUUCCAGAGCACCUACCUGUUCACACUGGCCUACGAGAAGAUGCACCAGUUCUACCACGAGGUGGACACCUGGAUCCAGGAGGAGCUGAAGAACGCCCUGGCCGGGCUGAAUUACGCUGGUUUGUCAGCAACCUGGAGUUCUACGACCUGCAGGUCAGCCUAUCGGACAGCACUCUCAUCGCCAUGGCGUUGUCCGUGGUGGUGGCCUUUGUAGUCAUGCUCCUCACCACCUGGAACAUCAUCAUCAGCCUCUACGCCAUCCUCUCCAUCGCUGGCACCAUCUUCGUCACGGUGGGCUCGCUGGUUCUGCUGGGCUGGGAGCUCAACAUGCUGCAGUCAGUCACCAUCUCAGUGGCGGUGGGUCUGUCAGUGGACUUUGCCGUGCACUAUGGAGUUUCUUAUCGCCUUGCCCCUGACCCUGACCGUGAGGGGAAAGUCGUAUUCUCCCUCGGCCGGAUGGGUUCUGCUAUUGCCAUGGCGGCGCUCACCACAUUUGUCGCUGGAGCGAUGAUGAUGCCAUCCACGGUGCUGGCAUACACCCAGCUAGGCACCUUCAUGAUGCUCAUCAUGUGCAUCGGUUGGGCUUUUGCCACCUUCUUCUUCCAGUGCAUGUGCCGUUGCCUGGUCCCCCAGGGCACCUGCGGACAGAUCCCCCUGCCCAAGAGGUUUCAGUGCCAGGCUUUCAAAGAGGGCACCACCAACAUCCCCUCACCCCAGGGCAAGCAUGGCACCAAGUACCAACUGGACAGUCGAAGAGGGGAGGUGGAGCAUGAGCAUUACGAGCUGGAUCCAUUAGCUUCAAACCCUAGGAAUGAGGAGAAACCUGCAGAGGAACAGGAGGCGUGCACCCAGCUCUAUAAUGGAAUAGCCCCCCACUCUGCCCUCUGCACACACAUCCCCUUUAAGAGCAAGGCAGAGCCCGGCAGAGGGCCCGGCUCUGAAAAUGGACUGGGCACAUUGGCCACCAACCCCACAUCCAAAUGCCAGUACCCUCAUAACACAACCUGCACAUGUGGGGAACCCCCUCCUCCUCAGCAGUCUAUGGGUAUGCAGUGGAUCCCCCACCCAUGCACUCAAACAACCCAGGACUCCCCAUGCCCCACUCCUCAGUUCCCCCUCACAGGCAGCCAUGCCAACAAAGGCCAGAACCUGUCUGCUCUGGAUGCAGUCUACAAACCCAUAGAUUGCCGUAUGCACUAUGUACACUGUCCUCCAGCUCACUUCCACAACUGCACCCCGGGCAGGGUGCCCAGACAGGGCGCUCACAGCUGCCACCUCAGAAACUACUGUGUUCACACUGUCCCCCUCCUGGGUGGCCUUCCCAGGGACCAGAGCUCUGCCCCAGACCCAGCUGGGCUGGAGGAGUCACACCGGACUGGAGGGUCAUCUGGCCCUAGCGGCUGUCCUAACACCCCAGCGCAGACUUGGACUCAAGUCCUCCUGCCUCCCCUCUGGGCUGCACGUUAGCCCACACACACACAGGCUGCUGCAGAGCCAAUCAUGGAACACAGAGGGCGGGAGAGAGAACGGUAAACACUCCAAGUGAUCAGAGCAUGGAUAAUUAUGUGUCCACCACAACGCAAAAGGGCGCUUGUCAUAAGAUGUCCAGCAACCAGGAGAAGCUUGAAACUAGUACAACUCCCAUCACACGGGAAGAAAGUGUUGAAAAGUGCAAAAAAACCCCAAAAAGGGAGGGCAAACCUCAGCCCUCCUAA